AUGAACUUCGGUGAUAUCAACAUCCAGGGCUGUACCAAUUGCCCGCUCGGCACUGCCAUAGGUACGACGGGUUCUACUGCCUGCCAACUCUGCGGGGUGGGCGCUUACGCCGAUCAGCGGGGUACGACUUCCUGUUCUUCCUGUCCGCAGUACUUCACGACGUCUGGGAUGGGCAGUAUCUCUUAUGACAACUGCACUUGCAUUCCUACUUUCUAUCGGCAGAAUUCUAGCACUUGUUCUUGCAAUGUCGGUAAGACGUUCAACGGACUGGAUACUUGUGUCUCCUGUAACAUCGGGUACUACAAAGAUCAGGUUAGUCUAGCAGCCUGCACGCAGUGUCCCCAGUACUUCACUACGGCUUCGACUGGCAGCACUUCUUAUGCGGAUUGUAACUGUAUUCCUACUUUCUAUAGGAAGGAUGCAACCACCUACAAGCCCACUGUCAGCAAUGACGCCUGCACAAACUGCCCGCUUGGUUACUUCCAAGCACAGACAGGCAGCACGAAUUGCAACGCCUGCGGUAUUGGUUCCUACGCUAACACGCCUGCAUCUUCAUCCUGCACGGCCUGUCCGGCGUUUGCCACCACAAAUCUGCAGGCUAGUGUCACGAUCGACGACUGCCCGGAAGGAAUGCGACCUUCGGUAUAUCAGAACUGUACGGACUGUCCCGCCGGCACAUACCGUAAGGACAGCGUCAGUCUUUCCGAUUGCCAGGCCUGCCCUGCCAACAGCUAUUCCAGCCCCGGGGCUACAAUCUGCACGUCAUGCCCAGCACAGAGCUACAACACGGGCUCUGGCACGAACGUUUGCAGCUUCUUCACUCCUUGCCCGGUAUCUACUUACAAACCCACACUGAGCAAUGAUGCCUGUGUCAACUGCCCGCUGGGGAUGUUUGGAAACACGACGGCGAUGACUUCCUGCAUCUCCUGCAACACCUAUUCCACCAGCCAGACGGGGGCUUCCGAUAUCUAUGAGUGUGUAUGUGACGCGACCUUCGUCCGGAAAGACUAUUCAACCUGCUCCUGCGGUCUAGGCUAUGCCUUUGAUGGGGCGCACACCUGCGUCUCCUGCAACGUCGGAUACUACAAGGACCAGGUCAGCCUUUCCAGCUGCUCACCCUGCCCCUCGUCGAGAGGGUGA
Guillardia theta CCMP2712 is the source of this 1140-nucleotide messenger RNA. RefSeq lists its product as hypothetical. Lineage: Eukaryota; Cryptophyceae; Pyrenomonadales; Geminigeraceae. Bases 1 to 1140 code for a protein of 379 amino acids. The transcript is spliced from 3 exons. The record is from RefSeq and is a predicted model, not a curated record.